AUGCAUAUACUACCGGGUCUGCUGCCCAGCAGUGACUUGACGUUCAUGUACUAUUUCACACGCUUCGAUCUCUUUGGUGACAUUGUCUACUCGAUGUACGUCACCUACUGUAUAUACUAUAACUACUACAAGUGUAUAUCGACCGAUCCUGGCUCGCCAUCAUUGGGCACAAAGGGUCACGACUAUGACAUUGAGGAGGAUGUCUCAUCCUCCUCGUCCACUGGCGAACCAUUGACGAUCACAGUCUACAGCGAUAGUAUUACAAGUGAUUGGUCCUACUGCAAGAAAUGUCAACAGCCCAAACCACCUCGUUGUCAUCAUUGCAACGUCUGUAACAAGUGUGUCUUGAAGAUGGAUCAUCAUUGUCGUAUGUACACAUUCAUUGGUAUACCAACAACAUAA
Molecule: messenger RNA, 402 nt
Organism: Acytostelium subglobosum LB1
Lineage: Eukaryota; Evosea; Eumycetozoa; Acytosteliales; Acytosteliaceae
Exons: 1
Coding region: 1-402 (133 amino acids)
Molecular function (GO): palmitoyltransferase activity
Source: RefSeq, a predicted model, not a curated record